AUGUCAAGUUUGAUACCAAAAACCUUCGCCAAAAUAGCUGUGACUGCUUUACCAGAAAUAGCUACCAAACGAGUUGUAUCCACGUCUGUCGCCCAUAAACAAAGUGCUAGAGUCAUCGAGGUGGAUCCGUUAACACUUGGAACCUGCCCCUUCCGAAGUACCUUUGAAAAAGUAGAAAGUAUAGUGAAUCCAAUCGAGCCAAAAGUUGAGCCACAAGAAUUAACCAAAGAAACAGGCAUCAAAUCAUUUGAACACGUCCCAGGACCUAAAGGUUUACCAAUAUUAGGAAGUUUAUUAGAUUAUUUCAAAAAAGAUGGUCUCAGAUUUGAUAAAAUGUUUGAAGCCUUUAAAGUUCGAUCUAUUGAAUUCGGUCCAGUUUAUAAAGAAAGUAUAGGACCCAUUGACACAGUAGUUAUCAGUGAUCCUGCUGAAUAUGCCAAAGUUAUCCGAGCCGACGGUAAAUUUCCCAACAGAAAAGAGAUGGAGCCCAUGGCCUUUUACAGAGAACAGAAAGGAAUCGGACUUGGUCUUGUUAAUUCACAAGGAGAAGAAUGGCACCGUCAAAGAUCUGCCGUCAUUAAGAAAAUGUUAAUGUUAAAUGAAGUUCAAGACUUUUCUCAGCCAAUGAAUGUUGUAGCCAAUGAUUUUAUUACACAUCUGUCUAGUAGUCGAGAUGCUUCAGGAGAAAUUCAGCAACUUGAUAAACAAAUCUUUAAAUGGGCCAUGGAAUCCAUUGGUACAUUCCUUUUUGAAGAACGAAUCGGUUGUUUAAACGAAAAACCCACAGAACUUGCUCAGGAAUUUAUUGAUACUUUACAAAAAUACUUCCGUUUGAUGCAACAACUAAUGUAUAAUUUACCAAUGUACAAAGUUUUCCGAACCAAGAAAUGGCAGGAAUUUGAAAAAUUAUCAGACAGAAUCAUGGAAGUAGGCAGAGAAUUCGUAGAUAAGAAAAUUGAAAAAUUACAAAACGCCGAUCCCUCCACAUCCCAAGAAAAAGGAGCUUUCCUCACUCAUCUCAUAUCCCAGAAAUCAUUGUCAACCUCUGACGUCACAUCUAAUGCUGUCGAUCUAUUGAGUGCUGCUGUUGAAACGACUUCCAAUGCCAGUUUGUGGUGUUUAUAUAAUCUAGCCACCAACCCAGAAGCACAGCAAACAAUGUUUAACGAAAUUAACACUGUUUUACCAAAUAAAGAAGAUGUCACACCUCAAGCUCUGUCAAAAUUACCUUAUGUUAAAGCUGUGUUAAAAGAAACAUUUAGAAAAUACCCUAUCACCUAUGCUACUAGUCGAUUUUUACCUGAAAAUUUAGAAGUCGGUGGCUACAAUAUUCCAGCUGGGACUCAUGUCCAAGCCAAUCUGUAUGGUAUGUACAGUGAUGCCAAAAUCUUCCCCGAACCCGAGAAAUUUAAACCAGAAAGAUGGUUACGUGAAAGUAAAAUGGACAGUCAAACUAAAUCCUUAUCUAAUUUAAUAUGGGGCCAUGGUGCUAGAAUGUGUAUUGGUCGUCGAUUUGCUGAACAAGAAAUGCACAUCAUGUUAACUAAGAUUAUCCAGAAUUUUAAAUUGGAAUAUCAUCACGAACCUGUUGAACCAACUUUAAAUACUGUCAUGACACCAGAUAGACCGGUUCAAAUUAAAUUUGUACCACGAUCAUAAUAAUUUACAACCAAGAACCGACCAAAAUAGUCUUUCAUUUUUGAAACUGUCCAAAUCAUUUUACAUUUUCAUAACAAAAAAAAUCUUUUCAUAUAUUAUCGCGUGCUGAUAUCUUGUAAUGCGCCUUUUGGUGACGCGUUUUAUUUCUCGUGAGCAUUCUGUUAAACUCACAUGAUCGGAUGUUAAACUACACCCUUUGAUUGACAUGUUUAUCAUGCUCUGACACUGCCAGACUAUACCAUGGAGAGUCUGACAAUGUGAGACUAUAUUUUAAAACCUUAAUCAUGUCCACUAAAUUACAUUCUAUAAUUUCACGAAAAUUUGAACUAUUUUCAAAUGUUCUCAUUUUUUAAUGUUCUUCAAGUGUUCAUAGAUGCAUCUCAAUGACUAAUGAAUCAUGUAUACCUACGUAUAUAAUGGAUAUCACCUUCUAUUCAUGAAUGAUUAUUUUCAUGAUAUUUAGUGCUAUAACUUACUUCUGACCCUCUACGUCAUCCUUCAGAAAAAUUCCCUUUCCUUCUGCCUUUCAUAUGUUGAUCAUCUACUGUGAUUGACUUCUUUUAAACCUUCUCUUUACCGAAUACCUUUCUCACUGGUCAGUACAACAGACUAUUUGUCACUUUCUUCAAGAAACUCUAAAUUUUCAGCACAUAAUUUCCUGCUCAGACGCGGGGAUCACGCUCUAGCCCUUCCUUACUUGAAAUUAUAAUUUAAACGUUUUGGUGCAGACAUUCUCUUAAAAGAGGUUUUAAGAGUAUAUUCUUUAUCUUGAUUCAUCUCAUAGAGUAUUAUUGUAGUUCUACGUGCGCAGUUAAUGUUAGCAAUCCAAAUUAUUAAAAUUUACACCGGUGACGAAGUACGUUUCCUACGAACUGGAAAUAGAUUCAAAAUAUUCUCGUUGUUUCGAGAUUUGUGGUAUGUGGAACUUCAAUAAUACGAUAGUACGUCCCCUCCUCCCCCUUUUCAUAAUCUUGGCUCCUUAAUACAUUUAACAAACCUUUUAAAACCACCCAAGCUAUAAAUCCCCCCCCCCCCACCACCCUAAUUGUGUUAUUUUCACACGAGUGAAAUAUAACACAUUGGCAUGGCAUUGAAUAGUUUGCUUUAUAGCGAGUUUCUUUUAGUAGUAAUCUUAGAAAAAGGCAUUUGAAUUUACUUAGCACACAUGAUAACGAAUUAUGUUUCCAGAUGACCUAUAUUCAGCCGGCAGAAUUUAGGUCAUGUGUAAUCCGGAUUCUAUGCAUAUUUGUACACCCACUCCGAAGUCGUUGUUGUUAUUUUUCUUCGGAUUCUCAUUUACAAUUUUUCACAAAAUAUUCAGAUCUUAGCUUUCCUGGUUUACACAACACAUUCGUAUACUUCUGUGAUAUAUUGAUGGUAUAUCUUAGAUUGCUCGCGGGAGAAACUCGUUGAAAUAUAGAGAAACUAAUGUAUAUUGAAUGAUCUGGUUAAGAAAAUUGAAAUAGUUAUCGAAUGCAGAUAAUAAGAAUAUGGUUCGGAAUGAAUUGCUUUGUGUAUUUUGUACUUAUAUAUCAUUAAUGAUAUUUGAUAGGUAAAUAAAGAUACACACUUGAUCACAAAAUU
Lottia gigantea (owl limpet) is the source of this 3243-nucleotide messenger RNA. RefSeq lists its product as hypothetical. The record is from RefSeq and is a predicted model, not a curated record. The coding region runs from base 1 to 1659 and encodes 552 amino acids. The transcript is spliced from 10 exons. Lineage: Eukaryota; Metazoa; Mollusca; Gastropoda; Lottiidae. Gene Ontology annotation, molecular function: heme binding; monooxygenase activity; iron ion binding.